AUGUUGUUGGUAGGAUUAACGCUUUUUUACUUUACAAAUUUAGUCUACUCUGAUUUGGACAAUUUAAUUGAUAAAGACGAUCAUGAACAGACCCUAUCCAUUAGGACGACUCUGUCCCUAUUCGCGUUCAAAACCUGUCUCAAGUUCGUGCCAGUUCUGGACCGGCCCACCGGCUCCCAGCACACGAUGGUAUUUGAAAAUCCUAAAGGCGUCAGAAAAUGUGUGUUCAACAUCGACGGGCACCCAACUGAAGAGCCGCAUAAAGUAAUUCUUGGAUACGACUGUCUGAAAUCGCCACAGAUUGACAUGAUGGUGAUGAGGGCGUUGGGAUUCCCAUUCGAGCACAACCGCUCCAUUAGAGAAAUGUAUAUCGACGUGCAGUUUCAGAACAUCGAAACAGUCCAGUUGCCUUUCGCUUAUCGUGAAAACAUGUAUCUUUUGAACGAGCAACAAUUUAAAUUGUACGAAAAUAUUUUUAUUGAGACUAAUAUUCUAUCGCCGGAUUACGAUGGAGUUAUACUUGUACUGUACCCGGACGAGAUGAAAGUAAAGCUUCCGAGACAUAUCGGGAGUUUUGUUGAAGGUAUAUCCAAGCUUGAUAAGCACAUACACAAAGUUGCUACGGUAUGGCAUUGCGACUACGUUUCGGGUGGAAGAAUAAUUUUGGCACCGACUGGCGAUAUCACACCCUAUCACGACGCGAAAGUCAUUAAGGAUGCUGUGAAGAAAGGCAUGAUACGAGCAAUGGAUGCGGGGGUUAAAAAACCAUUGCUAAUCGUGCAGGAUGUCGUCAAUUUCCCGGAUGGACAACUUGUUGAGAUUCUUAGUGCUUUAGAAUCUCUUUACGCGCCUCUGCAGAUGAGGGAACGCAACAAUUUGAGAAGUUUCAUACGUCUGGGUUUGCACUCGGAAGAGAAAAGGACUGAGGACUUUGAAAGGAUCAUUAGAAACGCUAUCGCAUUGGAGAGGGCGAGAAUCUUUGCUAGGGAUAUCGCUGGCGGUGAUCCCGAAAGAAUGUCACCGGCAAAAAUCGUUGAAUACGUUAAGAAUUCAUUCGCUGGAAUCACUAAUAUCACAAUCAAAGUUAUAGAUGAUGAGUCCGUUAUUGCAGAGGAAUAUCCCCUUUUAGCUGCAGUAUCAAGAGCUGCGAAUCGCGUGGAGAGACACAAAGCUAGAGUUGUAGAAUUGGAAUACAAACCUUCGGAUUUAAAUAGAGUCACUGAGACGCUCAUGUUGGUUGGGAAGGGUGUCACUUACGACACUGGUGGUGCUGACGUCAAAAUUUCUGGCAAAAUGGCCGGCAUGUCGAGAGACAAAAGUGGAGCCGCGGCUGUGGCCGGGUUUCUCAAAGCCUGUUCUCUACUCAAACCACCUCAUUUAAAAGUUGUCGGGGUGCUGUGUCUUUGUAGAAACUCCAUUGGAGAGGAUUCUUAUGUAUCUGAUGAACUAUUGAUUUCUAGAAGUGGUAAAACUGUUAGAGUGACGAAUACAGAUGCUGAGGGUCGCCUAGCGAUGGCUGAUUCACUUUUUAAGUUAUCAGAAAUAGCUGGCAAGGAGUUGAAUCCACAUAUUUACACGGUGGCCACUUUAACUGGUCAUGCGAGGGCUUGUUAUGGGAAUUACGUUGCCGCUAUGGACAAUCACAGCGCUCGAGCUACCAACCAUUCCAGCAGACUUCAGGUCAAUGGUGGCCGAAUGGCCGAAGGUAUAGAAGUGUCCAUAAUUAGACCGGAGGAUCUAGCAGUGAAUUUGGGCAAAUGUAAAGGUGAUGAUUUAGUUCAGUAUGACACGGACGCAAAAGCUCGCAACCAUCAGUUAGCAGCUGGAUUUCUGAUCAAGGUUGGAGGCGCUUUGGAACUAUACACUCAAGACGCGAAGCUUCCUCCAGAGCUGCACGCCCUGCCCUAUGACGUCAAUAGCGUGAUGCACUUUGGUGACCGAGAUUUCAGCAAAAACGGUCACAGGACUAUUUUAUUUAAGGACUACAACGUCCAGCAGAACCGGAAAGGUCUGUCUGAUUUAGACUUACGAAAAAUAGAAAUUGUUUAUGGGCCGGAAUGUCAGAAGCGAGACCGCCAAGAGAAGAUAAAACUCUGUCAGAACUACCCAGAAGUAGCCAGAAAGAAAAGAGAUGCAGACUUUAUAAUUAAUGGCUCAAGCUUACGCAUCAACCGAGAAAUAACAGCCCCACCUGAAAAAACCCUUACAAAAGAUGAAACUAACACUCUACUCGAGUUAGGAAUAGGGAAAGAAGUCAAAGAAAUCAUGGAUAGAGUGUAUAAAGUCUCUUCUAUAGCUCUGAUGAAUACUAGAGCAAAAUACUGCAAUGAUACAAAACCAAAUCUGAGAUCAAAUACAAAUUCGAAUGAAAAAGUUGCCGACAUGUUAGGAAUAGUUAAAACUGUAACAAAAUAUGUUCAAUCAAUAGUCGACGAUGCCAUAAAGAAUCAAAAAGAGUUUUGCGAAAUGUACAAAUCAUUGGAUCAAUACCAACGUGACAGUUAUAGAACAACUAGAUCAGACAGAGUUCAACAUCUCACUCAGUACAGACCGACGAUCUUCCAGGGGACAAAACAUCAUAGUAAAGGAGUUAAAAAUCAACAUGACCGUAUCGUUUAUAGAACUGGUAACGACACAGAUAAAGAAGUCACUAGGGCGAGAAGAAAGAGAGCUGUUGAAUCAAUUACAAAAGCAGUUGCAUCAAAAGGUGAAUCAGAUAUCACUUGGGUUAGGAGAAAAAGAGCAGUAAACUUUGCCUCAGAAAUUGAAGGUAUUAAUACGAAUGUUCAAUCUGAUGAUAUCAAAGUGAGAAAUAAGAGAUCUGCAGCUACAGAAGCAGUCACAAAAGUAAUCGAACCAAAAGGUAGCACUGGAAAUCAGAGUUUAAAUAAGGAACAAAAACCAACAGAGAGCGUUAAAUUAACUAAUAAAGAUUUAACGACUGCACCUAAUUUGAACGAAAGAAUCACCGUCGCAAAGACAAGUCCAAAAAUAAAUGACGGUAAAACUAAUAUGAAAUCUCUGGGCAGAAGGCGUUUCCAAGAUAGUCCUUUUAGAGUCUACAAUCGAAAGAAGAACAAUGAAGAAAAAGACGAAUCCGACUUAUCACUGGAGGCAAAACAAGAAGCAAUUAUCGCUAAGCAAGUGAAACCGAUAAAGAAAAAUUAUUUACCGCAGAAUAAGAAAAAACCCAUCAAGAAUUGGUCAGAAGUGAAAAGAGCACAAAGAAAAUCGAACGGACCAGUUCCGAAGACUGUGAAGCUCUCCAAAGCAAAUGAAGAGUUCUACGCCGACAGACGCUGGCCUGACGGGGUUGUCAGAUAUAUUAUUAAGGAAAUACCAAAAUAUGAUUUGGACGACUUACGCUCACGUCUUGAGGAAGUAAACAGAAUUUUGAAGGAUGAGACCUGCGUGCGCCUUGAGGAAAUAACUUCAGACGAGACGAGCUUAUAUAAUGAUUACCUGGUGCUGGAUAACAGCCCAGAUUAUGUCACUGGAAGAGUUGGUGGGCGGCAGGUAAGUUAUAUAACCAAUUUACUGAAUUUUACGGCCCAAUACUCAAUAUACGGCUAA
Parnassius apollo (apollo) is the source of this 3573-nucleotide messenger RNA. Lineage: Eukaryota; Metazoa; Arthropoda; Insecta; Lepidoptera; Papilionidae. The record is from the annotation of a GenBank genome assembly.